AAACCGCCAGCGACGCCAACCACCGUUUUCCAAAGCUCCACCACCCGCGAUGCAUCAUGGGUCGACAGGCCAAAAUAAAUCCGAAGACUGCCCUCUGAAUCCAGUAAUCAACCUGUCAAAAGUCCCACAGUAGUGUAUCGUUUCCCACAUUAUCAUAAUUACAAAUAAAUCAGCUCUAAAAUUGCGAUUGCAACCUCUGAGUCACGAAACACCGUUGGGGAGGGUAUUGUGGAGCAUGUGGAGGCUGAGGGGUUCGUCGGGAUGGCAAUGAGUACCUUCGACAGUGUCUCUGUACAAGCGUUUUGGUAACACAUAUGCAGCCCAGCGCAAUCGGCAAAGAGAUAUUAAAAUCGGAAUAUUCAACGACUAGACCAAUUGCCUGACUCCUCCACCAUGUACAACCGAAGACGCACAAACAAUUUCACGUACGUCAGUUCGUGCGUCAAGUACAUGAUCUUCAUCCUCAACUUUGUGUUCUGGCUCUUUGGAGGGCUGCUCAUUGGCGUGGGACUCUACGCCUUUUACGACAAAUGGCAAACAACCGGAUCCGUUAGAGUUGAAAAUGUCUAUGACGUUGUGCUCAAUAUAUCGCUGGUUAUGGUCAUUGCUGGUGGGGUUGUUUUUAUCGUUAGUUUCGCUGGUUGUGUGGGAGCACUCAGGGAAAACACCUGUCUUCUCAAAUUUUAUUCGUGGUGUCUGUUAGCAUUCUUUCUGUUCGAAAUGGGAAUUGCAAUCGUUGGAUUUGUGUUCCCACAUACCCUUCAGUCACUGCUGGAGGAGUCUUUCACUGAUAAGAUUAUACAGACGUAUAGGGAGGAUCCUGAUUUACAGAAUUUCAUUGAUUUUGGACAGCAAGAGUUCAAAUGCUGUGGCCUGAGUCAACAGGGUUACCUAGACUGGCAGAAGAACGAAUACUUCAAUUGCUCAAGUCCUGGACGAGAAAGUUGUGGAGUGCCAUUCUCAUGUUGCAUAAAUACAACAGACAUUUCUAGUGGACUAGUGAACAUAAUGUGUGGCUACCAGAUUCAAAUGCUGCCCCCAUCCGAGGCUGGCAAGAGAAUUUGGAUAAGUGGUUGCAUAGAAAUUGUUCGCAGUUGGGCUGAACGCAAUCUGUACACAAUAGCAGGCAUAGCACUGGGUAUUGCAUUGAGCCAACUAUUCGUUAUUUACCUCGCCAAAACAUUGGAGGGACAAAUUGAGAUGCAACGAGCCCGCUGGAGGUCCUGAGCUUGACCACAGGCCUCUGCCUACCGCUAUCAGAUUGAUUCACAUCCUAGGAGGCAGAUGGCCAGUGGUCGCAGUGCACAUAAUGGACACGAUAGUGAAAUUGGUGCUAAUGCACGUAUGGCAGUUCUCGUACUCCUCGCCAUUUCACUCUACGUCAUAUGUGUAUUGUCCCUCAUAAGACUAACAAUAUACUUCAGAGACUAUUUUUAUGAGUAUCUCGACGGUGGUCGCAAGGAGGAGCGACUAGCAACAUAAUGACAAUUUUCUAUUCUCAAUAUUUUUAACAUUUUCAAAUCUCUUUCUGUGUGAUUUUUAGGGUAAUUGGAUCAUUUUUUUCUCGCCUUUUGUAUGGAUAUAGAUGUCACGAUUAGAAUUCAAUGACAAAAUUUCAAUGUCUCGAGCUAUUGUUUCAUACACGUGUAGUGCUGAAUAUCUUUUGAUACACUGUGUCGAAAUGAUAGAUAAUUUUCUACCCUAUUCAGGAGAAUCGAAGAAAAUUAUAUGUUUUAUAUGCGAUAAAUUCAGCAAGGUUCAUGGCUCGUUCGAGGAAUUCGUGCGUGAACGAGUAAAUGAUAAUUCUCAGUGUCCAAUGUACAAUUACUGCCAUUAAAUAUUUUUCAUGAUAAUUUAACGUGUGAGAAAAUUCGAGAGAAUGUACGAGUGCGAGGGAAUUUUAUUGGGAAUGCAGUUUGUUUUCUGUUGAUUUCUGUUGAACGUUGUGCAGCUCUUCCUCACAUUUUUGUGGCGAAGAAUUUUAAUGGACUAAAUCGCAAAAGUGUCAGUUCCGUUAAAAAAUCAAACCUCAUUAAUUUUUACUAUAAUUAUUCCAGCCGUUCUCGUUCAUUCGCAACGUCCACUCCAUUUGCAUUUUCUUUGGAUUUAUAUAUUUCUGUUACAACCUGUAAAUAACUAAUGGGUUGGAAAAUAGAAGAAAUUAAUGCUCUGAUGAAAAACACUUCGUGCGUUCGAAAUGUUGGCAAUUGGUGAAAGAAUGGGGUUUUUCCCAAUUAUUUCCUUUAUGACCGUUAAUGGCCGAGAAGUUGGGAACUCAUUGAUUUUUCUUCGUCGAAUAUGUUUGCUAAAAUGCGCUUGAAUUUUCUCCUGAAUUUUUCACAUGCACUAGAAACUUUAGAACACAAUAUCACAAGUAUACUUGCAAAGAAAUAAUGCAGUACUAAAUGAAAAGUGAAUAUAGCUUGUUCAUUUGCGAAAGCCAUUUUAAUGUUUAUAUAAUUGUAAAUUUAAGUGCACCAUUUUCCAUGGGAAUAAAGCGCACAAACGAGCGGCUGCAUUGAUUGCCGUUGUUGUGCAGGUAGUUGAAAGAUACAAAUGACAUAGUGAUUUUAAAGUGACUAGUUGUUAAGCUUUUUUGCACUUAGAUUGAGAAAUAAUGAAAUGAUGAAGGUAAUUAAUGAAAACGCCGACCGAAAUUGACCAAUUUCUAAGAAUAAAUACCAUAUUUAUUUUUAUCUAAAUGGCUUAGUUCGUACUGACAACAGGCAUGUGACUUCGAUGAACAGUCGAAAUGAAAAAUCUGUAAUUAAUCGAAACAAUAUUCAAGCCCAAGUGCUUGUGAUGCUUGUGAUGAAGACGCGAACGACGAAAAGAUUAUGUACAUACAUUAAGAUUAAUGAUACUUGCCGCACAUAACUGUCUACGUAUGAGAUUUUAAUGUCACAUGAUUCCAUUGUUUGCGUUGAGUACUCGGUUCAAUUUCACAUUUCCUUGAUUGAACUCAAUGUUAACGAUUACCAGUGCCAAAAUCUAUGCAUUUCUACGCUCGCUAUCUCUUGUUUAUUAUUUUUAACGGAAAAAGAAAAAACUUUGACAAUAAUAUUGUCCAGACAUUGGUUGAUUAAUUAAUUUUCCAAUGGGUCUCGAUGAUUCUCACUAGUUGAUUUUUUAUCGGUAAGUUUGGUUUUGUGAAAACACUUGGUGAUAUUUCUUAGAUUAUCAAUUGGAUAAGUGGUAUUACGGAUUAGUAUUAUGGAAAUAUAUAUUUACUAGUUUUUAUUGGACAAGUAUAUUGUUGUAAUAGUGACAUUGUCACGGAUAUUAAUAAACAAUUAAUAAUCAUUAA
Diachasma alloeum is the source of this 3307-nucleotide messenger RNA. Its product is annotated as tetraspanin-33. The transcript is spliced from 5 exons. The record is from RefSeq and is a predicted model, not a curated record. Bases 394 to 1227 code for a protein of 277 amino acids. Gene Ontology annotation, biological process: protein maturation; protein localization to plasma membrane. NCBI's taxonomy places the organism in Eukaryota, Metazoa, Arthropoda, Insecta, Hymenoptera, Braconidae. Gene Ontology annotation, cellular component: membrane.